Messenger RNA from Caenorhabditis briggsae, 1959 nucleotides. Gene Ontology annotation, cellular component: nucleus. The transcript is spliced from 3 exons. Gene Ontology annotation, biological process: snRNA processing. Bases 1 to 1959 code for a protein of 652 amino acids. NCBI's taxonomy places the organism in Eukaryota, Metazoa, Nematoda, Chromadorea, Rhabditida, Rhabditidae. The record is from RefSeq and is a predicted model, not a curated record.
AUGGAGAAACUAAAGAAGAAAUUCGGAAAAAAGGCUUUUUCCGAACCCGCUGAGGAAACGCCUGUAGUGGUGCCAGAGAAAAAAGAAGUGUUGCCGAAUAUCAAGAUUGUGCCACUGGGAGCCGGUCAAGAUGUAGGACGAUCCUGUAUUCUCAUCACAAUUGGAACUAAGAAUAUUAUGGUGGAUUGUGGAAUGCACAUGGGUUAUCAAGACGAUCGGAGAUUUCCAGAUUUUUCGUAUGUUUUUAAAAAAAUUUUCCUCGAAAAAACAUUCUUUUUCAGCUACAUCGGAGGUGGAGGCCGUUUGACAGACUACCUCGACUGUGUGAUCAUCUCUCAUUUCCAUUUGGAUCACUGUGGAAGUCUACCGCAUAUGAGUGAAAUCGUCGGAUACGAUGGCCCAAUUUAUAUGACUUACCCAACAAAAGCAAUCUGUCCAGUGCUUCUAGAAGAUUAUCGAAAAGUUCAAUGUGACAUAAAAGGAGAAACCAAUUUCUUCACAUCCGACGACAUCAAAAAUUGUAUGAAGAAAGUGAUUGGCUGCGCUCUUCACGAGAUUAUCCAAGUGGAUGAUCAGCUAUCAAUCCGAGCUUUUUACGCCGGACACGUUCUCGGAGCAGCCAUGUUUGAGAUUCGUGUAGGCGAUCAUUCUGUUCUCUACACCGGAGACUACAAUAUGACACCCGAUCGACAUCUAGGAGCCGCCCGUGUGCUACCAGGAGUUCGUCCAACGAUCCUCAUUUCCGAAUCCACCUACGCUACUACUAUCAGAGAUUCGAAGAGAGCUAGAGAGCGAGACUUCCUUCGAAAAGUUCACGAAACAGUGAUGAAAGGUGGCAAAGUGAUCAUUCCAGUGUUCGCAUUGGGUCGUGCUCAAGAGCUUUGCAUCCUUCUGGAAUCCUAUUGGGAGAGAAUGGCGUUAAAUGUUCCAAUCUACUUCUCACAAGGACUUGCAGAGCGUGCUAAUCAAUAUUAUCGCUUGUUUAUCAGUUGGACCAAUGAGAAUAUCAAGAAGACGUUUGUCGAAAGGAAUAUGUUCGAGUUCAAGCAUAUCCGGCCAAUGGAGAAAGGGUGUGAAGAUCAGCCAGGACCACAAGUGCUGUUCUCCACUCCAGGAAUGCUUCACGGCGGACAAUCUUUGAAAGUUUUCAAAAAAUGGUGCUCGGAUCCAUUAAACAUGAUCAUUAUGCCUGGAUACUGUGUAGCUGGAACCGUGGGAGCACGGGUCAUCAAUGGAGAGAAACGGAUUGAAAUCGACGGAAAAGUGCAUGAAAUUAAACUUGGCGUCGAAUAUAUGUCAUUCAGUGCUCAUGCAGACGCCAAAGGAAUUAUGCAAUUGAUUCGACAAUGCGAACCGAAGCAUGUCAUGUUUGUGCAUGGAGAGGCUGAGAAAAUGGAGUUCUUGAAGGGAAAAGUAGAGAAGGAGUACGAUAUUCCAGUGCAUAUGCCAGCGAACGGAGAGACCUGUGUGAUUGAAGUGGAGCCUAAAAUGGAUAUUCGGGUUCCUCUGGAGAAAAUCAACAAAAGCAUUGCUCUCGAUCCGAAUCCUUCAAAACUGGAAUGCCCGUUCGUCGCUGAAAUCGUUUAUGACCAAGAGAAGGAGACUAUCGAUGUAAUGCCUAGCACUCGACUUGUGGAAACUGAGGAUUUCAUGCCAAUCACUCUUUCACUAUCAGAAAUCAUUAAAGUCAUCAAAAUCGACUGGAAUCAGAUUGCUGCCGAUUUGAUCAUCUACGAUCCGAAUUUGCAACAAAAGAAUGAUGGAAUCGAAAUGUUUCAUGGAGAGAUUACACUUUUGGCGAAUAACGAGAAAGACACAGAACUUGAAGUGAUCUGGGAUGAAUCUCGAGAAGGAUGGGCACGAGUUGUUCGAAGCUCGUUGUUGCGAUACGCUUCACCGGAACAAACACCACCACCAGAACCUCAGGAACCAUCGUCACCGAUUCCGGUCAACGCAUAA